AUGCAAGAAGAAAAUGUUGACGCAAACAAUAGCGAGAAUCAUGACAACUAUAGUGAGCAGGAGAUCUCGUCGUCGUCGUCGUCUGUCAUGUCUCAUCUUCCACUUUCUAGAGCUACUUCAGUUGUAACUCUUCUGUCUCCUACUGCUACAACACUCAAUAAUCAAGAAGUAGUUACGUUUCAAGCUAUAGCAAUUCCCGAGGAGAAUGACAAUGAAGUACAAAUAUUAACCGAUGCAGAGGCUGCAGCUGAAGUAGCAGCAGCAGCAUCAGCAGGUCAUAAAUUAAUUGAUACGCUCAUGAUUCGUAAACGUAAGCGUAUGGAAGUGACAACAAAGCCAGAGCCGACGGAAUGUUCCAUCUGUUGUGAAGGAUGCACUAUCGUAGGUCGUCAUCGUCUUGUAGCGCUCAAAUGUGGCCAUUUAUUUGGUAAAAAAUGCAUUCAACGCUGGAUAAAAGAGAGACAAAAGUGUCCAAAUUGUAACACUGUAGUACAAUGCACGGAUAUGUGUCUAUUGUUCUCAGAUCACGUCGCAGUGGUGGACAAUUCUGGCCUUGAAAAUAUGAGGAUAAAGUAUCAGGAGGAGAAAUUAAAGAGCAUUCGACUGGAAAAAGAGAUUGAGACUGUAAAGAGACACUUGGAGGUCAAGACAAAUGAAGCUUUAUUGCUGAAUAUGGAGCUGGAUAAAUUGAAGAACGACUUUGCACACAGGCAGUGUAUGGCGGAACAAAGGAAGCUUGCUGAUGCUACAAAAGCUGUUAGUCCUGCAUCUGUUGCUUGGGGUUGUAGCAGUUUCUUGCCUACCACGUCACCGAGACAAUCUGCAAUGCAAGUUACGCCGUUUCAUGUUGAUUCACAAGACGCAGCACUUUGUCUUGCAAAUGAGUUGCAACCGCCUGGAUUUUCUAUCUCGCAGCCGCUUGCAGAGGAUGCAGUUGCUGCUGGUGAACACAAAUACAAACCAAUCUUUGACAUUCCUUUGUCAAGUGCGCGUGUGUUCAGCAUCGCUCGGUCGUGUUCGUUUCUAUGUGUUGGUGAGAAGCUCGGUCAUGAUUCGCAUGGUGUAAUGACAGUCGAUGCGCAAGAUCCAAGACACAGACUGCAAGUACCAGUGCACAGCUCUGCCAUUCGCGAUAUUUGUAUUCACUCAAUGAUGGGCGAUGUUCUUACGGUAGCCUUUGAUGGCAAGCUAGCUGUGACUAACUUUUGCCAAAAGAAAGUGAUAUUGGAGGUGGAAUGUCCUGUAGGCAGACGGCAUGGUUGGUCAUGCUGCUUUAGCGAAUCAGACCCCAAUGCAAUGUAUUGCGGAUUUCAAGAUGGUACUGUAGCGAAAUAUGACAUGCGAAAGCCAGCAGCAGGCGAGAGCGGCAUCGUAAAGACCUUUACGCUCCCGGAACGGCAACCGGUGCAUUCAAUCAAGUUAUUCAAUAGCCAUGAAGAAGGACGUAGCACCGAGGGCUUAGCAGCAGCUACAUUUCGUGGACUGUCAGUUUGGAGAGAUGUUGCCGAUGUGUUGAGCGAAGCUGACCGAUCGGUCGACAAUCGAGAUACACGGCUUGAUCACGUUUCGAGUAAUCAAGCGUGUUUUUCACUUGCGUCGAACCAGCUGCACUCGGAGCAAGCCGUGGUUUCAUCGCGAUCGAUACCGUUGACACACAGCGUGUUUGACUUGCGUGCAGUAAGAGAUGGACAGCUUGUGCCAAAAGUGGAGCUUACUGGUCAUAUGACAGCCUCUGUGUUGUCUCGAUCGGCAAUAUGGUCUGAACGAAAUGGUUCCUCGGUGGUAGCUUCGUGGUCUCAUGAUGUUGAGUGCGUCACGCUGUGGGACGUUACUACUCAUCGUGAGGUAUGUGGUCCAGAGCCCAUACCUUUGAGUGUAGCCAGUGCCCAUGCUUUACCAGUGGUGGAUAUUCAACACACUGUGGCUAACAAUGAUUGGAGCUCUGGCAUUGCUCUUCUUGGGACAAUAACUCCUCGACAGCUGUGCGUAUAUCGGUCAGACGGUUGA
Peronospora belbahrii is the source of this 2007-nucleotide messenger RNA. The record is from the annotation of a GenBank genome assembly. Lineage: Eukaryota; Oomycota; Peronosporomycetes; Peronosporales; Peronosporaceae.